Messenger RNA from Photinus pyralis (common eastern firefly), 4573 nucleotides. Its product is annotated as protein strawberry notch-like. NCBI's taxonomy places the organism in Eukaryota, Metazoa, Arthropoda, Insecta, Coleoptera, Lampyridae. The transcript has 12 exons. The record is from RefSeq and is a predicted model, not a curated record. Bases 78 to 4085 code for a protein of 1335 amino acids. Gene Ontology annotation, molecular function: histone binding; chromatin DNA binding. Gene Ontology annotation, cellular component: nucleus. Gene Ontology annotation, biological process: regulation of DNA-templated transcription.
GGCGUGUUUUAUUGAAGUUUGUUAAUUAAACGUUUUUAAAGGUUCUCUCUACGGAAUAUGCUGGUAACGUAUUGACGAUGGAUGACAAUUUGAACGAAUCGUCCGGCUCAGAUUUCGACGAUGACGAGGAUCCGGAUAAGAUCCAGGUGCCAGGUGGCGGAAAGGACCUGGCGGCGGCGGCCGGCAUCUUCGAGUCGCGCGACAGCAAGGCGAAGGAGGAGACCAGCGUUAAGCCGCCGGUAAUGAGCAUGCCGGCGAACAGCAAGUUUCCCGCUUUCAACCCCGGCUACGAUCUGAUGCGGAACGCGACCAUGCAACCGUCGCCUUACGGCGGCAUGAACAGUAUGGCUGCUAUGGCAAGCAUGCUGAGCAGUUUGGGUGGCCCCCUUAAUAUGGGGGGUAUGUUUCCCUCAAGUGCCGGUUUCAACGCUGCACAACUUUUGCAGCAGAUGGAGAUGGCUGUGAUGGGUAUGAACAUGAACAAUCCGUACAUACAAAACCCCUUCCUGCAGAACCUCUCCUCGCUGAUGUACGGAAAUCCGACCGGGCACUCUUGGGGUCCCCAGUUGAGCAACAAGGCGGUCAUGUCAAUGUGGAUGAACGCGGAUUCGAAGCAGAUGGCGCAACCGCACGAGGAGGAGGAGGUCGACGACGAAGAGCUGGGCGUCGCCGAGACCUACGCCGAUUACAUGCCUGCGAAACUCAAACUGGGACGUAAACAUCCCGAUCCGGUCGUCGAGACCGCCUCCCUGUCGUCGGUGGCGCCCGCCGACGUCUGGUACAAGCUCGCGAUCCCGGACGAGUCGAUCAAAACGGGCCAACUGUCCGCCCUGCAGCUCGAGAGCAUAACGUACGCGUCCCAGCAGCACGAACAUAUCCUACCGGACGGAUCGCGAGCCGGAUUUCUAAUCGGCGACGGUGCCGGCGUCGGAAAGGGGCGCACCAUCGCCGGCAUAAUUCUAGAAAAUUACCUCAAGAAUCGUAAGCGCGCGAUCUGGAUAUCCGUAUCCAACGAUUUGAAGUACGACGCCGAACGGGACCUGCGCGAUAUUGGCGCCGGAAAGAUCGACGUUCACCCCCUGAACAAGUUCAAGUACGCGAAGAUAUCAUCGGCGAUUAACGGCAACGUCAAGAAGGGCGUCAUAUUCUCGACGUACUCCGCUUUGAUCGGCGAGUCGAACACGGCCGGCGGUAAAUACAAGUCGCGCUUGAAGCAGCUGCUGCAGUGGUGCGGAUCCGAUUUCGACGGUCUGAUUAUAUUCGACGAGUGUCACCGUGCAAAGAAUUUGUGUCCCGUUGGAUCGUCGAAACCGACCAAAACUGGUCUGACCGUGCUCGAACUGCAAAACAAACUGCCAAAGGCGAGAGUCGUGUACGCUUCGGCGACCGGCGCGUCUGAACCGCGCAACAUGGCGUACAUGGUACGUCUGGGCAUGUGGGGCGAGGGGACGCCGUUCGGCGAGUUCGCCGAUUUCAUCUCGGCGGUGGAAAAGCGAGGCGUCGGCGCAAUGGAGAUCGUUGCGAUGGACAUGAAAUUGCGCGGCAUGUACAUCGCGAGGCAGUUGAGUUUUCACGGUGUAGCUUUUAAGAUCGAAGAGGUCCCGCUUUCGGACGAUUUCGUUAAGAUCUAUGACGCGAGCGUUAAGCUGUGGGUGGAGGCGAUGCAGAAGUUUCAGGAGGCGGCCGAGCUCGUCGACGCCGAGAACCGCAUGCGGAAGACGAUGUGGGGGCAGUUCUGGUCGUCCCACCAGCGGUUCUUCAAGUAUCUGUGUAUCGCCGCCAAGGUUCCGCACGCAGUCGGCACCGCUCACGAGUCCAUCAAGUGUGGCAAGUGCGUGGUCAUCGGCUUGCAGAGCACGGGGGAGGCGAGGACGCUCGAGCAGUUGGAGCGCGACGAUGGCGAGCUCACCGAUUUUGUCUCGACCGCGAAGGGCGUUUUCCAGACGCUGGUGGAGAAGCACUUUCCCGCUCCCGAUCGUAAUCGAAUACACCGACUGCUCGGUUUGGAGCCACCGUCGCAUUCGAAGAAUUCCAUGAAUGGGGAGGAGGGCGCGAGUUCGACAGGGAAGCGCAAACCUACUCGACAGGCAGCUGCAAAGGCCAUCAAAAGGAACAAGUGGUCAACAUCAGACAGCGAUAAUAACAAAAGCGAUUCCGAUCACACGUCCGGUUCCGAGUACAAGAUGUCAGAUAUUGAAUCGGAAAUUUCGGAGGAACAUUCCGAUUCCAACGCCAGCAGUGACUUUAACCCCUUCAAUUCGGACAGCGAUUCCGACAACGAUCCCUGGAGCCGAAAAAAGAAGGGCAAGCAGAGUAAGAAGAGCGCGACAAAGAAGAAGGCGGCCUCGUCCACCACCCAGGACAAGAUCUCACUAUUGCUAGCGAAAAAGGGCGCCAAUAACAAGGUGAAGACGAACGGGGGGAUUUCGGCGGUGUUGGACUCGAAGACGUGCGCGCCGCCGAAGGACGCGAUCGAGCGCGCCUGCAACAUGAAGGAGGAUCUGCUGCACAAAAUCGAGCGGUUGGGCGAAAGGUUGCCACCCAACACUCUCGAUCAGCUCAUCGACGAACUGGGCGGACCGGAGAACGUCGCCGAAAUGACCGGGCGCAAAGGACGAGUUGUGCAGACUGAAGACGGUAUUCAGUACGAAAGUCGGUCGGAGGUCGACGUGCCCUUGGAGACGCUCAAUUUAACGGAAAAGCAACGAUUUAUGGACGGCGAAAAGGACGUCGCUAUCAUCUCAGAGGCGGCGUCGAGCGGCAUCUCCCUGCAGAGCGAUCGGAGGGCGCGAAACCAGCGGCGGCGCGUUCACAUCACGUUAGAGCUGCCGUGGUCCGCCGAUCGGGCGAUUCAGCAGUUCGGACGUACGCAUCGGAGUAAUCAGGUUAACGCGCCCGAGUACAUUUUCCUCAUAUCGGAUCUCGCGGGCGAGCGACGUUUUGCGUCGAUCGUCGCGAAGCGACUCGAGAGCUUGGGUGCGCUGACGCACGGCGAUCGGCGGGCGACCGAAACGCGUGAUCUAAGUCAAUUUAAUAUCGAUAACAAAUACGGUAGAGCUGCUCUGGAAGCCACAAUGAAGACUAUCAUGGGAUAUGAGUCUCCACUGGUGCCUCCCCCUCAAGACUACAAAGGCGACUUUUUCAAAGACAUUGCCGACGCACUCGUAGGUGUAGGAUUAAUAGUGAAUAGUGAGAAUAUGCCAGGUGUCCUCUCGUUGGAUAAAGACUACAAUAAUAUGUCAAAGUUCCUAAAUCGCAUUCUCGGAAUGCCGGUAGAUUUACAAAAUCGCUUAUUUAGAUAUUUCACGGAUACGCUCGCGGCGAUCAUAACGCAGGCGAAGAGAUCGGGCCGCUUCGACCUGGGCAUACUCGAUCUGGGCGCCGGCGGCGAGCUCGUCAAGAGGGUGCGGACGUGGACGUUCCUCCGAAAGCACGCGACCGGAAAGGCGCCGACGGAACUUCACACGGUGCACGUCGAGCGGGGGAUGUCGUGGGACGAGGCGACCGAGAAGUGGUCGACGCUCACCGGCGGCAAGGAGGGAUUCUACCUGUCGCAUCAGAUCCGUAACAACAAGCACACCGCAAUACUCGCCGCCGAAUUCGAUACCGGUGUUAAGAAGAAAUCCGAAUCUAAGAAGGACCAAAUGUACUACGUCUAUCGGCCGAAUACCGGUUUGCAAUUUCGACAGGAAAGUUUGGCCGAGCUCGAAAAGAAAUACAAGAAGGUACAAUCGGAGGAAGCGCAAGAGGCGUGGACGCAACAGUACGAAUCGUCCCUGACGACCUGCUCGCACGCGUACUGGCGAGGUAACUGCCGAAACGUUAACCUCGGACACGACUGCGAGGUGGGCCUGCGAAGGAGAACGUACAACGUCGUCUCCGGCUCCGUUCUAUCGGUGUGGAGUCGGGUGGAAGGCGUUCUCGCCAGCAAGGUCGGCUCUCACAAUAAUAAGAUGCAAGUGAUUCGGUUAAAAACCGACGACGGUCUCAAGGUAGUUGGCACGUUAAUACCAAAAACUUGUGUAGAAUCUCUAAUAGAAGCACUUUCCUCAGACGCUGAAAAGACAGAAGAGAAAACCUUUUAAACGACUUCAUUUAGCAAAUUUUUAUUUAAUAAGAACGCCGUUACGUUUCUUCAGUUGACUGCCAGACGAUUUGCGCGUCAGGGGCUUCGCCCCGACCUGUUCUAAUCCGAUGUAAUCGUCACCACAAAAUAUUGUCAAAGUAGUUUUUGUUACUUAGUCUUAAUCUAUUUAUAAUUAUGUAAGUAAUCCGCUUUUUUUUUAAUCGUUACUAGUACUCGACUGAUGAUUGAAGUAUUAAAUAUAGCGUCUCGGCUUUGCGGGCCGACGAUUUUAUGUUUUUUACCGUGGCACACCUUAUGUGAAUAGUCGCCAAUCUAAACUUAGAAUUACUUUUUUUGUGUGAUAAUAUCUACGUGUAUAUUUCCGAUGUCGGUCUAAGACGGAAAAAAAAAACAGUAAAAAAACACCUUCGAAUAUUUUAGACUUUAAUAUUUUGUGCAAUUUUCGUUCACACUUUUUCGCUAAAAAGUAAUAAAUUAUUUACCACC